CGUUUGCCGGGAGUCGAACCCGGGUCUAUUGCUUGGAAGGCAAUUAUCCUAACCGUUGGACUACAAACGCUUCUUGUUGAUGGUUUUUCCACUCUCUAUUAAUUUUAACAUUGAUCACUACUUGCUUUAUUGAACCCUGCGUGUCCACGCUGCAAUUCCUGUGUGUUCAUUUUGUGUGUGGGGUGAAGCCAUCAGCCAUCAGCCAUGGAGGGUAUUCCUUUGAGGACUACGAUGCCUUCAACGUCAACUCCUCACGCUCACAAUCAUGCUUUCGCAAUCAAAACAAGAUCAACAUCAACCCUCCAUCUUAGAAGAAUUCGCCCUCUACGCUUUGCUAUUAGGGCUAAAAUAUCUGAAACUGAAUUCCAAGAUUUUCAGCGAUAUGCGAGACCAUUGAAUCUUUUACCAGCAUCGGAAGUGAAAGUAUGCACAGAUACCUCAAUACAAAAAGUUUCUUCAUCUCUGAAGGAUGAUAAGUCCAAAUCAUUAUUCAGGGUCAAGUUAGGUACCAGCAAUGCAUAUGGUUCAAGUUUAAGCGAUCCCAGUGCUGGAAUUCUUCUGUGCUUGAUAGACGAACAUGGAAAUUCCAUAUUGCAGAGAAUACCUGCAUGUUCGUCGAUGGACCAUUCUAUGGAGUCAGGUGAUACAAAUAAUACUGACAUGCUUCACUUCCAAAGAGGUUCUGUUAAUGAAUACAUCUUUGAGGGUCCAAAAAUUGCAAAACUUGAAGCUCUUUGGGUUAGUGUUGAAUCAGGUCAGUGGCGUUUAGGAAGUGUCUCCUUAUCGGUUAUUAGUUGUGAAGCGCAAUCGUCACUGCCAGAAGAUGGGACACAGCGGUACAUUGGAUUCCAGUACGGCUUUCAGAUUGACAAUGUGUUGCUUGGUGAGGGAAGUGAUCUCCCCAUGUUGGAGCUAAGGCCAAGCCUUGUGACUGAAUUGGAAGGGACUGAUCCCACCAGCUUCUUCAGCAAUGGGCUUUAUGACUUAUCUUCGCCUUCAAGUUCUAACGUCACAAAUGAAGAGAGCAUGAGGGAGUAUGCAGAUUUGAAGUUCUCAUUGCUGUUUUACGAUGCCAUGCUGACAGCUUUUGGCGCAUCGGUCACUUCAGUCUUGGCUGGAGAAAAUGCUGGAAUUGCUUUCUUGAUUGGCGGGGUUGGCGGCUUCCUGUAUCUGCUACUAUUGCAGAGAUCAGUGGAUGAGUUACCUGCUUCAGAGUUGAUCUCAAGCAACAAGGAAGGAACAAAUUCGCCAUUCAAAGGAAUAAAGGGUCCAAUAGCAAGCGUGGCAUUAGCAUUUAUAUUUGCUGUGCUUGCAGCGAGGUAUAGUUCAGGAGAUGUUCAACUCAUGCUGACACCAAAGGAUCUCAUAGUUGGAAUGAUUGGAUUUCUUGCGUGUAAAAUAUCCGUGGUGUUAUCUGCAUUUAAGCCUAUCAGACCAGGUCUUAAGUUGCCAAGUGAUAUGUAAUAUAAUACUUACAAAUUACCAAUACCAUAGUCAUUACUAUGUAAAUGCUCACUCCUUUUUGCUUC
Arachis ipaensis is the source of this 1529-nucleotide messenger RNA. Its product is annotated as Lipase/lipooxygenase, PLAT/LH2 family protein. The record is from RefSeq and is a predicted model, not a curated record. Lineage: Eukaryota; Viridiplantae; Streptophyta; Magnoliopsida; Fabales; Fabaceae.